CAUACUUAUUACUGCAGAUGACCAUUUCAAGAUGGCAGACGGGAAAAAAGGCCAUGUGUAUAUCAAAACAUUCGAAAAAAUAUAGAGUUUAUAACAAAACUUUUCGAUAGUACUUGAACUGCUCAAUCAUGGUUAAGAUGGAAUUAGAUUUUGAAACAGUGUUAGAUGUUGCCUUAGGUGGUCCUGAGAUAGGACCACUCAAUCUUUACGUAUUACAUGGCUUAAUGAAGGAGGUUUUUGAAAAGUUUGGUUUGUCACAAAAACAACUGAUCAUUGAUGAAGAGGACACCAACUUUUGUGAUGGUUAUAAUUUUAUAAAAAGCAAGGUAGAUGAAAAGAAUAUGCGUCCUCGAACAGCAGGUGGUGGAUACAGUAGAGAUAGGUCAAAAGUCUCUGUCAUUGUGUCUGAUUAUGCUCGGAGUCCAAUUGGUCAACAAAAAGCUGAAGAGAAAAAAUCAUCAUUGUUACCUACAGAUGUGGAAGAUAGAUUGAGAUAUAUUGAAUCAGAGUUGAAGAUUGUGAAAGACUUUCCGUCUGUUGAUGAACUCAGAUGUUGGGCACAGGAAAAAACUAGUCCGGACACAGUGGUUACAGAUCUUUGGCACUUUGUCAGUUUAAAUCAUAGAAUGGGUGGGGCGGAAGAAGGAAUUGAAAAGUUGACAGAACUGGUAGACAGGCUAAUUCCAGAGUUAAAAAGACUUAGUGAUGAACAAAAUAAAGUGAAAGGCCAGAUUGAUGACUUAUAUAGUCAGUUGAAAGCAUUGUCAGAUAGAUCUUCGCGGAUUGAUGAAAGAAUCGAUAAUGCUGGAAAUCUGGCUAAAGAGAAGAGUGAUGAAUUCAGCAAAGACCUAAAAAAUCUUGAAGAUAAAAUGGAUGGAUGUGCGAAGCUUAUGGACUUAGAAGAUUUUGUGUUGACUGAUACUUUCGUUGAAGCUCAGGAAAAUGCGAAAGCUGUAGCAAAAAAUAUUCAGGACGAGCUAAGCACUAAAGCUCCUCUCAGCAUGCUUGAUGAAUUGGCAGACCCAGGGGAAUUGAAAAGAUUGUCAGAGUUAGUGAAAUCCCUUCGGGAGGAAAUGGAAAAUGCUGCUUCAAAGGACGAUCUACAGCACUUAGAAUUGUAUGUUAAGUGGCCACAACUGGAGGACGCUUUGACUACCUGUUCAAGUCGACCUAGCAGUCAGAUUGGAAAGCGACACGAUAGCCAAGUGGGAAGCCGACCAAACAGUAGCAGUCAGACUGGAAGUCGUCCAAGCAGUCGGCAUAGUGGUACUUCAGUUAAUUCGACUCAUAAGGCCUGUCCAACUAAAAUCUACCCAAGUGAAGCUUGUGUACAAAAACUUCGUGAGAUUGGAAUGUUGCCAGAAAGACAGGCUGCCUUGAUGGAUGCUUUGGAAGUUACACGGGAGCAACUUGCUAGUAAAGCUGAUAAAUCUGAUUUGAAAGGAUUUCUCACUCAAGAUGAUUUGAAUGAGUUAUUGAACCUGCUUCGUAAUUUACGUGAAGAAGUAAAUGGACUUCAGCACUGGCGAAGUUUAGUGGAUGACGAGAAAGUUCCUGCACUGAAAGCAUUGUUGAAUGAAUUGGAAAAACAAAUGGCUGAUUUAUUAAGCACAAUGGAUGAUCUGCAAGCUGAAGACAACAGAAAACAAAAAGCAAUUGAAGCGUUAAGUUCUUCUGUUGACCGGUUGGAAGAAAACAAAUUAGAUAAAGAUGAUGAAAGGCUGAACCGACACGAAAAGCUACUUGAAGACUUGGGUAAGUCAAGUCAUGGAGACGAGAUUGAUAGUAAGAGACGUGGAAGUGAGACUGGUAGUUUGAGACGUGGAAGCGAGACUGGUAGCUCACGACGUGGCAGCGAAGUUAUGAAUUAUAAAAAUGGAGUGACACAAGAUGAGCUUGAUGACGCAAUUGCUAAAUUAAAUAAAAUGUUACAACAGCUUGCAGAUAGGUUGCGUGAUCACGAAAGUGACUACAGGAAACAAAUGGCUGAUGUGUUGGAUGAUUUGGAUGAUAAGUUAGACAGAGCGGAAUUACAACCACUUCGUGAAUAUCUAGAAAACCGUUACAAUACCCUGUCCCAACAACAGGCGGAACAAGACCAACAACGAACACCACCACACGACUCUAAAAAACACAAAUCGUCACCACGCAACGGCGUCACUGUCACACAUACAUUAACCCAGGACAAUCCAGCAGCGUACAAUCCGUCGAAAAAUACUUCCUCGUACACACCCACGAAAGGAACGCCCGGUCAAUCAAGAAGCUCGUCGGCUUACACCCCGUCUAAAGGAACAAUGCCUUACAUCCAUUAUGCGGAUGAUGUGGACUGUAGCCAUCCUCACUAUGGACAGGGUGGUUUCUAUCCCCAUAAGAAAGAAGCGGCUGCAGUCAGAACUCAAAUGAAAUUCAACUGUUUAUCUUGCGAUCGACCAUUGACUAUGCAGACAAACAGCCAUCUGCAAACAAUCCGUGGUCGACCUUUAAAUGCGUAUGAAUUAGAUCAGUUACGACUAUUACAAAAAAUCUUGAAAGGUGACAAUGCUGGCAAAUCCACUCGAGCUUGCGGUGGAAAACACACUUCAUCCACCCCACCAAAACGCAUCACAGCCAGAAUCAAUUCAAGCACAAGUUUACCAGCAACAAUGAGACAAGACCCUGAUGAGAUCUUAAUUGAUGGCGAAGUGGAUAUCGAAGGUUUAGAUGGUAGAUUAUACAGAGGAUUGAUAUCAAAGAAAGAUCUAAAGAAUCAUUCACGUAGUAAAUCUGCGACCGCCCAACUACGUACAGUCAGUCCACGGCCUAUAUCUGGCAAAAGUGUUGAUUUCACAUCCUCGUUAAGUAGUGGUCUGGGAACCACUCAUAGUUCGUUUGAUAUUCAAAUAGAAUAAAAGAAGAUAAAUAUAUAUAUGAUUGGUUAAUGGAUAGUAUAUACUGACCAGUCAUAUUUAAGUAAUCAGUCUAAUUUGUGAAGAAGAGCCGACAGGUUGUGUUCGUGAGUGGGUUUCGAUGUUGAAAUUGAUUACAUUCACUGAGACCAUUUUCACGCCAUUUUGUUCCGCUACUUUUUUCUCACGAUGCUGUAGUGGUAUCGGGGCAAAAUCAUUUCGCUUUUGUGUCGAAAUGGAAAUAUUUGAUCAUUCGAAAAGGUUGAGUUUCGUGUGAACCGAUACCUUAUCCAGUACGAAAUUCGUGAAGCGAUCUCUAUUCGCAACGUGUGAACAUGGUCUUAGUAGAAUAUAUUAUACCUAUCUGCAACGUGUGAAAAUGGUCUUAGUAGAAUAUAUUAUACCUAUUCGCAACGUGUGAACAUGGUCUUAGUAGAAUAUAUUAUACCUAUCUGCAACGUGUGAACAUGGUCUUAGAAUAUAUCAUAUUAUAAGUUAUUUAAUGCGAGAGAAAAUUAAAAGAGGUAAUAUAAUUCGGAUUUUUAAAUUAUUUUUUUCAAAACAUGAUUUCUAUGAUACAUUAAUAUUUUUUUAAGUUUAUAAAACCGGCCAGAAUGUCGUACAUAGGAAGGUUUGAUGUACAACAGCGGAAAAUGUUUGUCUUAAGAUGCCUAAUAGAGGACGCUAUUUUGUUUUUGUGUUCACAUACACGUCUUCCCUUCUUGUAUUAGUCUUCAGUUAUCGUCGAUGUUAAGUUUAUGGAGAAACUAGGUUUAAAUGCUAACGGUUAAUCUUUUACAAGUAUUUGCGUCGGCAUAAGUAGGACUUAUAAAGUAAGCUAGGAUCGGCAAAAGUAGAACUUAUAAAGUAGGCCAUGGAUCGGCAUGGUGUGAUUUGAUAUGCCGUCAAACUCAAGUUUCCUGUAUUACUUCAGAAAAUCUUUUUUUCUGAUAAGCUGCUUAUGCGUACUCUGUGACAAUCUUGAGAUUUUCUGUUGGAUUGUCAAACUGAAUUUGAAUUAGAUAAUAAUUUCUAACAUUUGCCAAAAAAAUAAGACAACGUUCUAAAAUGUUCCAAAUGUCCAUGUAGUUUCAAUUAACUUUAAAAAUAAUUUCUAAACACGAUAGUUUAAGGGCAAUGUAAUCCCCAGGUAAAUGGCGAAAUUGUGUUAACUCCUUAAAAUCCGAAAACAGGAUCUUUAAAGUUUUUUGGCUCUUCCUAAAAAUUCUAAAAUGUUAAGAAUUUGGAAUUCCUAAAAUUUUUUUAGAACCUAUUAAAAUAAGAUUUUCUAAUUUCCACCCUAAUUUUUCCUAAUUUAAAACCCAAAUUCUCAAAACGACUACAAAAUCAAUAAUACUUUUAUAUUUUCUAACGCUCUUAUUUGGUUGACUGAUGUCCUUAGGAAGAACUUAACUUUAUCUGCAAUGAGAAUGCUAUAGCGUACAAAUUCAAAGCUAUUUAAUUAUGCAAAUUUCCAGGUUUUUCCUGCCUUAAACGAGUAUAUUUUUGCUCCACAUGCACGAACUGAAAAAUAUAGAUCAGAAUAUAGAUAUAUUUUUUGUUUUUUAUAUUCUAGAUAUAAUUUAAAUUGUGUAUAUAUUUUAUAAUUAUUAUAAAUUAUUUUUUUGUACAGUUAUUAAAAUAUUUGAUUAAUUCGUCACAA
Messenger RNA from Hydractinia symbiolongicarpus, 4548 nucleotides. Its product is annotated as paramyosin-like. NCBI's taxonomy places the organism in Eukaryota, Metazoa, Cnidaria, Hydrozoa, Anthoathecata, Hydractiniidae. The transcript has 22 exons. The record is from RefSeq and is a predicted model, not a curated record. Bases 129 to 2888 code for a protein of 919 amino acids.